AUGUCCGAAGUAGACAGGAUCUUCUGCUUCCUCAAGGGAUUGAAACCGUGGGCCAAACAAGAACUUCAAAGACAACGUGUGUCUGAUCUUGCCACCGCUCAAGCUGUUGCUGAACGCUUAACAGAUUAUACUCCGGAGAGCAGCCUACCGAAAAGGGCUACUCCUCCAACCAGCUUAAGUAGCGCUGGGACAAAGAGACUAGGACUGAAGCUGGAGAAAGAUGCAGGCCGCAUGAAAUCGGUCAACUCUAAGGCCUUGGCCACAACUGGCAUGGAUAAAGGGGCUCAGUGGGUUAAGAAGGAAGUUAAGAAUAAGAUUGCUAUUGCGGAGGGGAGUGACGAGGGAGAACAAACCAAGGUUGAUGCUCAUGUUACGAUUGAGGGAUCCGUUAGUGCCAAAAUUGAAACUGGCAGCAAAACUAUCAGUGGAGAUACAUUGCAAACCCCAAAGAAAGUGGUUCACAAUUCUAAACAGGGACAACUUGAUAGUGAUAAUGAUUAUGCUGCUAAGGUUCUGACUGGACAAGGACAAAGCAAUAAAAAUACCUUUGAAGUGCUUCAAGAGCAAGUUGAGGGUGAGAAAGGAGUGGAUGAAAGGAAGAGUUUAUGGCAGGGCUUAACUAGACUUAAAUUCCCUGCUAAGCCUUGGACAAUUCUGGGUGAUUUCAAUGCCAUUUUUAAUGUGGAGGAUAGAAGUGGUGGUAAACCAGUUUCCACUUCGAAGUUGAUAGACUCCUCCCAAUGGCUUUCUCCAAAUCAAGUGGAUUUGCUUAAGAGUACAGGCUCGUUUUUUACUUGGACAAAUAACCAAGAUGGUCAAGCUCGCAUAUACUCCAAGAUAGAUCAUAUUUUUACUAAUGAGGAAUGGCUGGACUUUUUUCCAAAUACUUUAGUUGUGUUUCGUUGGGAAACAGUUUCUGACCAUUGUUCUUGUAUUGUUUCUUCCACUUCUUCGAAGAAUAUAGGUGUCAAACCUUUUUCGUUCUACAAUUUUUGGAUAGAUCAUAAAGAGUUCAAAGAAGUGGUGCUGGAGAGCUGGAGGAAACCGAUUAGUGGUACUGGUUUAAAGGCUAUUUACUUGAAAACCAUGAGACUUAAGCACAGUUUGAAGAAGUUUAACAGGGAUAUUGUUGGGGAUAUAUGUGUGAACUAUCAGAAAGCUAAAGAUAGUUUCCAGGAAGCUCAAAUCCAAGCUCAAAAUCAUCCCAGGGACCUUGUUUUCCAAGAAGAAGAGGCGGCUGCUGUUGUAGCUUUCAAUAUCCAGGAACAAAUGAAGGGAGAUGCAAAUACCUCUUACUUUCAUGCUUGCUUGAAAAAGCGUAAAGAAGAGAACAUAAUAGCCACCUAUCUAACUGAGCAAGACAGAUUAGUUGAUAAUUUUCCUGAUGUUGUGUCUCAUUUCUUGGACCACUUUAGGAGUUUUAUGGGCAGCCCCAGCUCUACCACUACGAAGAUCAACUUGCAGUGUAUUGAGAUGGGCAAUAAACUCUCGUUUGAGCAGCAACUUGCUCUCUUGAAACCAUUCUCUCCUAAGGAAAUUAAAGUAGCAUUCUUUAGCAUUCCCAACAACCAGUCACCGGGACCUGAUGGGUUUGGCUAUGCUUUCUUCAAAGUUUUAUGGCUUGACAUUGGAGGAGACAUCUGUAAGGCAGUUAGUAGUUUCUUUGAGACAGGUCAUUUUCCAGCCGAGCUUCACAAUACAACCAUCUCCUUAGUCCCUAAAACUGAUACUCCUGCUAGGGCAGUGGACUAUAGGCCCAUUGCCUAUUGUUCCACAAUCUACAAAUGUGUCUUUAAAUUGAUGUGUUCCAGACUUGCCAAGGCCCUUCAUGGUUUAGUUCAACAGAACCAAGGUGCCUUUGUUCAGGGUAGAUCGAUCUCUCAUAAUAUCUUGAUAUUUCAAGAUUUAAUCAAGAAUUAUGGACGGAAAACUACCUCUCCUAGAUGUGCCAUCAAGAUUGACUUAAGCAAAGCUUAUGACACUAUAGAUUGGUGGUUUCUUAAAGACCUUUUGAAGUCCUUAUGUUUUCCUAUGAGGUUUAUAGGUUGGAUCAUGACCUGUCUAAAAAACACAACUUACUCCUUGCUUAUGAAUGGAAGAAUUCAAGGUAGCUUCAAAGGUGAGAAAGGGCUGCGACAAGGAGAUCCUAUAUAUCCUCUUCUUUUUGUCCUAAUAAUGGAGUAUAUAACUCGAAGACUUCAAUUGGCAGCUCACGGGACUCAACCUUCUGUUAGUAUGCUUAAAGAAGCUCUAGAUGAGUUUAGUUCUGCUACAUGGCUCAAAGCUAAUACUAGCAAGUCCCAAAUUUAUUUUGGGGGAGUGGUAGCAGUGGAAAGAGAGGCCAUUCUCAUGAGAUGCAACUUACUGAAGGUGUUGUUUGGUCUUCGCAACUACUGCAUGAGCAUAUUUUUUCUUCCCCAAAGCGUUGUUAAGGAAGUUGAGAAGCUUUGUCGUGGCUUUCUCUGGGGUUUCAAUGGAAUUAGAAGUAAGAUUCACAUUGCCUCUUGGAAGAAAGUUUGUCUCCCAAAGGCCUAUGGGGGUCUCGGUUUCAGGGAUGGAUCCAAAUGGAACCGUGCCAUUCUAGCUAAAUAUAUUUGGGCCAUUUCCGAGAAACAUGAUUUGUUGUGGGUCAAGUGGAUUAACUCUGUAUACGUGAAAGAAUCCACCUUUUGGGAUCACAAGCUGAAAUCAGAUUCGAGUUGGUAUUGGAGAAAACUUUGUCACUUGCGGGAAAAAUUUAGCCAAACUGAAGUGAGGACUGCUGGUUUAACAAGGGAGUUUAGAGCUUCUAAACUCUAUAACAUCUCUCUUUGUCAACAACAUGUUGAUUAUCAUCAAGUAGUUUGGUGCAAGAUGACUCUCCCUAAACAUAGAUUCUUACUUUGGCAAGUUGUGAACUCUCACCUUCUUACAAGAGAUCUCAUGAUCAGGUUUUGUAUUCCUUUUGAUUCACUUUUAUGUCCUGUUUGUGGUCUCUAUAAUGAAAGUCACGCUCAUCUCUUCUUUGAGUGUUAUCUAUCUCAGAAGGUGACAGAUUUAGUUUUCAGCUGGUUGGGGUUUAGAGCUUGGCCUCUUGAAUUUAAUGGGUGGACAAAUUGGCUUGCCAGUAGAAGAACAGGGAUCAUUCCUUCUAUCACCUAUAUGACCCUUGCUGCUGUUGUUUAUAAUAUCUGGAGGAACCGAAAUAGGUGCAUUUUUUUAUGGUUUUUCCUGGACUGA
Humulus lupulus (European hop) is the source of this 3219-nucleotide messenger RNA. RefSeq lists its product as uncharacterized. The transcript is spliced from 7 exons. Lineage: Eukaryota; Viridiplantae; Streptophyta; Magnoliopsida; Rosales; Cannabaceae. The record is from RefSeq and is a predicted model, not a curated record. Bases 1 to 3219 code for a protein of 1072 amino acids.